Molecule: messenger RNA, 3140 nt
Organism: Stegastes partitus (bicolor damselfish)
Lineage: Eukaryota; Metazoa; Chordata; Actinopteri; Pomacentridae
Source: RefSeq, a predicted model, not a curated record
AUACCCCCGUCUUCACUAUACAAGCAACAGAUGAUGAUGGUGACAAACUGACUUUUUCACUCACUGAGCCCAAUGCUGCCUUUUUCUCAGUUGACCCAGCUACUGGGGUCGUAUCAGUCCAACAAAAACUAGACAGAGAGACUAAGAAUGUAAUUCAACUUGGAAUUCUUGUCUCGGAUGGUGUCAAUGAGGAUGGUGGAGGCAAAUGUCAUUUUGCUGAAACAAAUGUCCACUCCAGCACUACAUUUGCCUUCAUUACGGUUCAGGACAUGCCAGACCUCGACCCACAGUUCCUCGCCCUUCCCUACAUAGGGAGCGUUGACGAGAAUUCACCUGUGGGCCAGUCUGUGUUACAAGUGUCUGCCGUGGACGGGGACACAGGAAUCAAUGAUGUUGUAACCUAUAGCAUUCAAGAUUCUACACCCGAUGGCCUGUUUGCAAUCUCACCUAAUGAUGGCACCAUAUCUAUACUGUCAAACAUCGACAGAGAAGUUGUUGGUGAUAGUGUGACUCUGACUGUAAAGGCCACUGAGUCCAAACCAAACAUCAACGGGAUCCUUGCCAGCGCCACAGCAACAGUAGUGAUCAACAUCGUUGACCAGAAUGACAACAAGCCUUUGUUUUACAAGUGUGCCGACGAGCUCUCCUGUGUGCUCGCAACUGACUUCACCGGAGAGGUCGAUGAGCACUUUCUGGGGUCUAUUCCUCUCAACAUGAUGGUCAAAGAUCUGGAUAGGGUGAAGGCUUUCGAUCAAGAAGACACCAACUUCCACUCCACUGCCACUGUUACUAUUAACAUAAGGGACACCAACGACAACAGUCCCAAGUUCCAAGAGGGCACAUAUAAGUUGCAGGUGGCUGAACACUCUGCUGUUGGGACAAAAGUGGCCACAAUUACCGCAGAGGAUCCUGACACCAUGGAUCAAGGCCGCAUCACCUACAAACUUCUUCCAGACAGCAUACUGCAGUACUUUGACGUGAACUCGACUACCGGAGAAGUUUACGUGGUAAGCGACGUUCUGUUGGAUCGCGAGGUCAGAUCUCAGUUUUCAGCCACUCUGGAGGCCAGAGACGCGGACGACAAGCCCGGCACCACAAUGCUGGAGAUCACUGUGACUGACAUCAAUGAUCAGGCCCCGGUCAUCAACAGAGAUUCUUACCUGGAGUUUGUUAAAGAGGGUGGAAACCUUGAAGUUCAGAUACAGGCUACUGAUGGAGACGACCCCGAUACAGAAAACAGCCAAAUUGUGUUCGCGAUCAAGCCGAGCGAGUACAGUUAUUUGUUCACAAUAGAUCCUGACACUGGGGUGUUAACAAAUACUGGUGAGCUGGAUCUUGAGGCCCUGGAUCCAAGGCUGAACGGGAGGAUCGAACUCAUCGUAACGGCCACUGACAAGGGUGUACCCCCACUGUCCUCCUCCACCACCGUUAUCAUCAGUGUCGAAGAUGUCAAUGACAACAAACCAGAAUUUACGUCAACAUCUUACAAUUUCACUGUGAGAGAAGGAGAAAAAGGUGCAUUCGUGGGUUCCAUUUAUGCUGUGGAUUUGGAUCAGACAGUAGACUUCAACCGCAUUUCUUUCAGCAUCAUCAAUGGAAGUUUUGGCAGCUUCAUCAUCCGAACCGCUGCAGAACCAGCGGGUUACAGGGGAGACAUCACAGUGGACCCGGACAGCGAGCUGGACUACGAGAGCGAUCGCAACCAGUUCAGAAUGUGGGUGGAGGCAGCAGAUCUGGAGCAGGAGACAGCUCUGGUGUUGGUGGAAGUGGACGUGUUGGACGUGAACGAUGAGAGGCCCGAGUUCAAACCGGCGUCGCCUGUGACAGUGGAGGAGAACACCGACACCAGCGACGCCGUGGGGAAAUUCACAGCAACUGACAAAGACGGCAACCAUUCCCUGGUCUUCGAACUGGUGUCCAUCAAAUGCAGGUGUAAUGACUCCAUGACACCCUGCGACUGGUUCAUCCUCGAUUCAACGGGCGAUAUUAGAGUCAACCCAGAGGAGACAGUGGAUUACGAGGAAUGCGACCAGGCGGAGGUGGAGGCUCAGGUGGUGGAUGAGUACACAGAGAAGGGCGAGAACAACAGCCUCACAACAGGGAAAAUUGUGAUCAACAUUGCUGACGUCAACGACAACGCUCCAGAAUUCCUUCCCACAGAUUCUGUAUUUGAUGAAGUCCGAUUUCAAGACACAAACAGUGAGACUCCCAAUGAACCUAUCCCAGAUCUACCGUUUGAUGUCGUCACCUCACAGGACGGUGACGUUUAUAUUGGGACGAUUCAAACUUCCAAGCCGCUUGAGGUGACGGUGAAAGGGAAGUAUUUGGUCAGGGUAAAUGCAACUGAUAGCGGGGGGCUCUGGGCCAGCACCGUCCUGGAGAUUUUCAAUAUUGACGAAUCCUACAAAGUUGAACUUGAAUUUAGGAUUACUGCUGAAGACGUUCGGGAAAAGGAAGAUGAAAUCAUCAGGGCUUCAGACAGAGCCAUCAUGGUGGCAUAUUUUGUCUACACCAACGGGACAGCUCUUACUUCUGAUGAAGUGGAAAUCAAGCUGUCUGAUCCUCAAUAUUUUCCUACACUGGGCUCACUUGGCCUUGAUAACAUUGGUGGGGUUGUAAUAAAUGAGCCAGUGGUAGACACGUUGAGAUACAUCUUGCUUGGGGUGGUGGGAGGUCUCGUCAUCGUGCUGGCUGUCCUCACCACUUCACUGAUGUGCACUCGCAGAACGUACAAGACGAAGCUGAAGGCAGCUAAAGCCAUGAACUCUGCGUCGAUGGUGACUUCUAACAACCAGAUAAGUGGUCCAGUGGUACCUGGAACCAACAAGUACACCAUGGAGGGUGCGAAUCCUGUACUCAACCUCAACAUCGACACAACCUUGAGCCUGGACAUAGAUCAGGAGAGCUCAGACGUGGACAAAGUCAGCCUCGACUCUCUAGACAACAGCUAUGAAAUGGAAACUUCUGAAAUGGACACAAAACAUAACAUGCAUAUGAUCGAAGAGGAGGAAGAGGAUGAUCAGCUACCUGAGUACAUUGAGCCUCUGGGUGCAGCGCUGGCCCAACGAAACCCAAAGACAAACUCCAGCAGAUAUAAUGGGGGGUUUACAAACCAUGCAUUCAACACUACAGACCUGUGA